AUGUCGGACAACCAAAGCCUCGGCGCUGCAUACUACGUCAAACAUAUCACCGUCCUUUCAGUAUUCUCCGGUCUCGCAGCCGUUGCAGUUGUUUUACGAUUUUGGGCGAGAAGAAUCCAGAAGAUGUCGCUGGAGUUGAAUGAUUAUCUCAUUGUGCCUGGCCUGGUCUGUGCUUUAGGGGAGACCGCCGUGAACAUAUAUGGGUGUUGCUUUGGCACGGCCAAAGAGAUGAGUCAAGAGGAUAUAAUGAAAGCAAUCAUCUUUUCACAAAAGAGCCAAUUCAUGUGCCCAAUUAUCUGGGUCGCCUCCGUCACGUUCAUCCGCGCCUCAAUCGUCUUCCUCUAUAUCCGCAUCUUCCCAACCCGCUUUUUCCGCAUAGUCUGCUACCUUGUCCUCGCAGUCAAUCUUUGCUUCUUCGUCGGUACUAUCCUUGCAGAUUGCCUUAUCUGCCAACCUAUAUCCUAUCGAUGGGAUCGCACGGUUGGAGGUACAGGAUCUUGCGGAGAUCAGAAGUCUCUAGACCUCUUCAUUGGGAUUUUCAAUCUUUUUCUCGAUGUUACGGCCGUGGUGCUGCCGAUGCCGGUCCUUUGGGGUUUGAAAAUGGCUGUAGGGAAAAAAAUGAUGUUGAGUGGCAUGUUUGGCAUGGGUACUGCCAUCUGCGCCAUUACUCUCUACCGAAUCUACGACACAAGUACUAUUGCAGUCUCCAACGCACAAGAAGCCUACGCUGUCAUCGCCAUGCUCACCUCCCUCGAAGCCCUCCUCGGCGUCAUCAACGCCUGCCUCCCCGUACUCAAACCCAUCUUCAACAAGAUGCGCGGCACUGCACCCAAAAGAGGCGACCGCUCCGGCGUCAGCGAAAUCCUCAAAUCGGGCACGAUACCUAUCUUCAUACGCGUGAGCCAGAUGUGGACUCUCACAUCUCGGAGGGGAAAAACUUCGUCGAGUGAUGCGACUUUGACAGAGACUUCCGGGUGGUAUGGGGAGAAGGGGAACGGCAAAUCUGGUCCGGAGGGUGGAAAGGGGGCAAGUGUGACGACGAAAGAAAUUAGUCCACCGAUAACGCAGAAGGCGGAUAGGGUGCUGGGGAUUACGACGCAAGCGAUCCAUGUAAGGAGAGAUGUGGAUGUGGAGAGUGUGGCGAGUCGGGAUGAGAGGGGCCUAGUUUGUGAAGGGUGGGAAGGGAGGCAGGAAAGGUGGUAA
Molecule: messenger RNA, 1203 nt
Organism: Letharia columbiana
Lineage: Eukaryota; Fungi; Ascomycota; Lecanoromycetes; Lecanorales; Parmeliaceae
Exons: 5
Coding region: 1-1203 (400 amino acids)
Source: RefSeq, a predicted model, not a curated record